UCUAAGGGACUGGUUUGGACAAAACUCAGCAGCACUUUUUCCUGCGGCUGCUGAUAAAAAAAGGAUCGCCAACAUGAUCGCCAACGUCUGAUAACGGAUAUGGCACAAGAAGAAGAAUUGGCAAUGCUGAGAGCAGUCUCCCCCAGUUGCCCCUCCCAAAUCUGAGGAAGGAAUGAAGGAACCUAGAACUAAGGAAAAAAUUGCCUAACAGUGAGAAUAAUUAAUCAGUGGAACAGCUUGCCUUCAGAAGUUGUAGAUGCUCCAUCACUGGAGGCUUUUAGCAACAGACUGGACUGCCAAUUGUCUGGAAUGGCAUAGGGUUUCCUGCUUGUGCAGGGGCGUGGACUAGAAGAUCUCCAAGGUCCCUUCCAUCUCUAUUAUUUUGUUGUUCUGUUCUGAAUGCAAUUUGCUAGUCUCUUCAUCACCACCACCACCCCAUCCCCAUUUUCUAGCAGGCAGCUGGGAUGGAGGACGGGAACGCAGCCGCCUAACUGGGUAGCAGCUUGACGUAGACCAAGCUCUUCCUCCGGGGGCUCGAACAGAGGGGUCAGCCCACCCCAGACCUCCGCAGCGCGGCUGCUUCAUUGGCUCUGCAAGCCCUUCGCAUCGGCCGUGCGGAGCUGAGGCGGGCGCUGCGAGUUUCCGUAAAGAGAUGCUUUGCAGGCUUCAGGCCUUGUUCCAGACGCGCCUGACUGAACUCAGGGGGGGGGGGGCAACUGCAGCAGCUUGCGCCUUCUGCCACCUGGUGUCCCUCCCGCCCCAAAUUCACCCCGAUUUUGGAAAUCAGGGUAAAUAGACGGACUGACCAAGCCCCCUUCGGCGGCAGCACAGAGAAGGUGACGUUUCUCCGGCGGGCGGAGCGCGCAGAUCAGAGCCAUUCUUUCCAUAGCUCUGUUCAUCUGCAGCUAGAACUACCGGUACAGUUGAUCCGAGACAAGGAGAGGGGGACCACUCGGUCGCCAUGGAGAACCCGGUGGAAAGCCUGCACAAAGAAGCCACUUGCUCCGUGUGCCUGGAGUAUUUCCGAGACCCGGUUUCCAUUCCUUGCGGCCACAGCUUUUGCCGCGCCUGCAUCACCCAGUGCUGGAAGGAUCAGAGCACCAAUUUCUCCUGCCCGCAAUGCCGGGAAAUUGCUCUGCAGAGGAAUUUGAGACCCAACCGGGAGCUGGGAAACGUGGUGGAAAUCACCAGGCGGCUGAGCUUGCACGCCUUGCAAGGCGCCGCCGGGCAAGAAGGAGAGGAGGGGAGGCCGCUAUGCGAAAAGCAUCAGGAGGCGCUGAAGCUCUUUUGCAGCGAAGAAGAAAGCCUCAUUUGUUGUAUCUGCAGAGAGGGGCGAGCCCACCGGAGUCACACGGUCUUCCCUAUCGAAGAGGCCGCCCAGGACUACAAGAAAGAAAUUGAAUGCCGUCUGCAGAAACUGAAGGAAGAACUCGAGAGACUUCUUCGACUAAAAAUGGCUGGAGAGGUUAGACAUCAGGAAUCUCUGAAUCAAACAGACACCGAGAGGCAAAAGGUGGUGAUGGAAUUUGAGCAAAUGCACCACUUUUUGGAUGAACAGGAGAAGCUUCUGCUGGCUCAGCUGAAGGAGAUGGAAAGGGAGAUUGUCAAGCAUCAGAAAAUAUAUGACACGAAGGUUUCUGAUGAAAUUGUUGCUCUUACUAUCCUGAUUGAUGAGAUAGAAGAGAAGCUGGAGCAGCCAGACAGUGAAUUCCUUCAGGAUAUCAGAAGCACAUUGUGCAGGUUUGAUAAGGAGCCCUUCCAAGUCCCAGAAGGGAUGCCACUCAAGAUGGAAAAGAGACUAGAAGAGUUCUCGGAGAAAAAUACGGUGCUUGCAGAAAUGCUGAAGAAUCUCAAAGACACUUUGCCCUCAGAACUAGGAACCGAAUGGGUUAACAUAACCCUUGACAAAGACACAGCAAACCCCCAAGUCAUAAUUUCUGAGGAUCGAAAAAGUGCAAGAUGGGAUGUGACUCGGACUGAUGUGCCACAUAACCCUAAGCGAUUCAAGUCCUCUUGUUGUGUGCUGGGUUGUGAAGGAUUCACAUCUGGGAGACACUAUUGGGAAGUCAAUGUGGAAGAUGGAGGCAUCUGGGCGAUAGGAGUAGCCAGGGGCUCUGUGAGGAGGAAGAUAGAACUUAAACUCACCCCAGAGGAAGGGAUUUGGGCCUUGCAAGGAGAUUUUGGCCAAUACCAGGCUCUCACCUCACCUGUCACUGCUCUGCCGCUCCUUUGUACUCCCAGGAGGAUUAGAGUAUUUCUGGACUAUGAAAGGGGACAAGUAGAAUUCUUCAAUGCCGACUCAAAAGAUUCCAUCUUCCUUUUUCCCUCAGCAUCAUUUGCUGGCGAGAGGAUUUUCCCCUUUUUUAAGGUGUUGCUUGCCCAGCUGACGCUGGAUGGCUGAAGAGCUUCCUUUGAGGAAGAUGCACCUGCAUUGUAUCAAGUCUGAAUUUAAGAGGAAUUUAAAAGAAGAAUUAUGCAUGUUGAAUGGAGUUCUGGUCUGCAUUAAUAGUUGCAAGUACUAAAAAGUGGAAGUGGUUCUCCAGAUGUAAUUAAGUGUAGAUCAGUGAGAUGACUUAUUGCAAUGGUUCUCAACCUUUUUAAUGCCGCGACCCCCAACCGGUCGUAAGUCGAGGACUACUCAACUGGUGCAGCACCAUUUGCAGAAUGGGACUUUUGGCGGGCUCAGCAGGGCAGAGACA
Molecule: messenger RNA, 2699 nt
Organism: Crotalus tigris (Tiger rattlesnake)
Lineage: Eukaryota; Metazoa; Chordata; Lepidosauria; Squamata; Viperidae
Product: zinc finger protein RFP-like
Exons: 7
Coding region: 962-2401 (479 amino acids)
Molecular function (GO): zinc ion binding; protein binding
Source: RefSeq, a predicted model, not a curated record